AUGUUCGCGCGGAUCUCGCCUCGUUAUGACCUCAUGAACUCCCUUAUGACCGGCGGUCUGCACCACCGCUGGAAACGCGCCACUGCCAAUCUGACCGUGCGGAACGCCGUCGGACCGGCGUUGGAUGUCGCCACCGGGACCGGUGACCUGGCCUUCGCCCUCGCCGACUGCCCCAACGCGACGAAAGUCGUCGGCAUGGAUUUGUUGCCGGAAAUGUUGUCCAUAGCGAACCGGCGACGAGCCGCCAGACACGACCAAGGUAAACCCGUACAAUUCGUCCAGGGUGACGCUCUGCGAUUGCCUUUUCCGGACGGCUCCUUCGUCGGUGCCACCGCCGGCUUCAGCCUCCGCAACAUGCCCGACGUGCCAUCCGCAAUCCGGGAGAUGGCUCGGGUGGUUGCGCCCGGCGGCCGGGUUACCACGCUGGAGUUGACACCCAUGCCCCCGGGAAUUGCGUCCACCGUGGGCAGUUUCUAUUUCCACCGCCUGGUCCCGCUGAUGGGGCAAAUCGUCGCCGGUGAUCGGACCGCCUACACCUACCUGCCCAACAGCGUCGAUUACUUCCUAACCGCCGACGGUUUGGCCGAUGUAUUCCGCCAGGCCGGACUGGUCGACGUCGGUUACCGUCGCCUGGGCCUUGGAGGCGUGGCUUUGCAUUUCGGCGACCGGCCGGGGUGA
This is a messenger RNA of Geodia barretti, 678 nucleotides long. The record is from the annotation of a GenBank genome assembly. Lineage: Eukaryota; Metazoa; Porifera; Demospongiae; Tetractinellida; Geodiidae.